GGCCUGGAUGCUGAACUUUAUUAUGUCCGGAACGAUAUCAUAAAUCACUAUGCUUUAUCUUUUAAUCUGCUCAUUCCAACUGAGACGAGCAAGCUCCAUUUUAGCUGGCACUCUAAAUCUAAGGUGGAAUACAAAUUGGGGUUUCAUGUAGACAAUCCCAUAGCCAUGGACACACCCACAGACCAAUAUCUCAAUGCAAGGGGAUGUCCCGCGCUCUUUAUCAGUGUUUAGAGUGGAUCUUUUCUGCUCGGGGAAAAUGGACACUGAAGUCCUGUUAGUCAUGCAGCUCAACGUAACAAUCAGUCCUGCCAAAAACAUCACAGUCCUCAAUUUUAAGAGGAGGAAAAUGUGCUACAAGAAGGUCGAACCAGAGCUCAAACCCCCAUUGUCUCCUGACAGGAACAGCACAAGAAUUCACUUUGAUCCUGUUAAUGUAGCUCCAACCACCUCAACCCGUGUAUUCUACAUCAGCGUUGGUGUCUGCUGUGCGGUCAUUUUCUUAGUGGCCAUUAUACUGGCUGUGCUGCACCUUCACAGCAUGAAGAGAGUAGAAUUGGAUGACAGCGUAAGUGACAGCAGCAGCUCCCAGGGACUCUCUCAGCCUUCUACACAGACGACACAAUACCUGCGAGCAGACACCCCUAACAACGCCACGCCUGUCACCAGCUCCUCAGGUUAUCCAACACUGCGGAUCGAGAAGAACGACCUGAAAAGUGUUACUCUUCAAGAGGCAAAGGUCAAGGUUAAGGACAUUGCUAUUUCCCGGGAGAGAGUGACACUCAAAGAUGUCCUUCAAGAAGGCACAUUUGGUCGAAUUUUCCAUGGUAUUCUAGUGGACGAUAAAGAUCCCAGCAAAGAGAAGCCAGUGUUUGUAAAAACUGUGAAAGAUCAAGCUUCUGAGGUACAAAUCACCAUGAUGCUGACUGAAAGCUGCAAACUGAGAGGACUACACCACAGGAAUCUGCUUCCUGUUGGACACGUCUGUAUAGAGGAUGGGGAAAAACCUAUGGUACUGCUGCCUUACAUGAACUGGGGCAAUCUGAAGCUCUUCCUGAGACAGUGCAAGUUGGUUGAAGCCAAUAAUCCACAGGCUAUUUCCCAGCAAGAUCUUGUGCAUAUGGCAAUUCAAAUAGCCUGUGGGAUGAGUUACUUGGCCAGAAGAGAAGUUAUCCAUAAAGACCUUGCUGCUAGGAAUUGUGUGAUUGAUGAGUCUCUUCAAGUGAAGAUUACAGAUAACGCACUAUCCCGUGAUCUCUUCCCUAUGGAUUACCAUUGUCUUGGAGACAAUGAAAACCGUCCGGUACGAUGGAUGUCUCUUGAGAGUUUGGUUAACAAGGAGUUCUCGAGUGCUGGUGAUGUGUGGGCAUUUGGUGUAACCUUGUGGGAGCUGAUGACACUGGGCCAGACUCCUUAUGUUGAUAUUGAUCCUUUUGAAAUGGCUGCUUACCUUAAGGACGGCUACAGAAUAGCUCAGCCAAUCAACUGUCCUGAUGAGCUGUUUGCAGUUAUGGCAUGUUGUUGGGCUCUGGACCCAGAAGAAAGACCCAAGUUUCAACAGCUGGUGCAAUGUCUAACUGAAUUCCACUCAGCACUCGGUGCCUAUGUCUGA
Molecule: messenger RNA, 1609 nt
Organism: Staurois parvus
Lineage: Eukaryota; Metazoa; Chordata; Amphibia; Anura; Ranidae
Source: the annotation of a GenBank genome assembly